ACCUACGUGAGUCACAGUAUCAAAAUCGUACUUUUUUUUUAUAGUUAAGUGAUUCAUUAAAUUUGUCAACAGAUAUCUAGUGAUUUCUGGAUUAUUUAAUUUUAAAAAAAUGUACAUGUUAACAUGAACCUUCUGUAAAUAGUAUCAAUUUUAAUGAAGAAUUUACUGAAAUAAAAUAAACAAUAUGGCCAAUAAAGGCGGUCCAGAAACCGAUGACAAAUUAAGAUUUCAAGUUGAACUUGAAUUUGUCCAAUGCUUGGCAAAUCCAAAUUAUUUGAACUUUUUAGCUCAACGUGGCUACUUCAAAGAUCAGUCGUUUAUUAACUACUUAAAAUAUUUACUGUAUUGGAAAGAACCAGAUUAUGCAAAAUUUAUCAAGUAUCCAAUGUGCUUGUAUUUUUUAGAUCUCUUACAGCAUGAGCCAUUUAGAAAAGAAAUAGCUACUGCUAUUUGUUCAAAAUUCAUUGAUGAACAGUUAUUAUUAAUUUGGCAACAUUAUACUAGACGGCGUACUAAAAUGAUUCAUACGGCAUAUGAACAAAAUAUGAAUACAAUGAAUAAAUCAAAUUCAUCAAAUAUCGGACAAGCCCAAACUAAUGGCACAAAUGGUAUAAUGCCAGCUUCUAUGCCUAUUCCUAAAGUUAUGCCUCCCUAGUUAUAAAUUAUUUGACUAUUAAUUUAUCUAGAUAAUUUGAAUAAAUCAUGUACAUGUUUUAUUUUAUUUAUGAAAUGUUCAAAACAAAAUGUGAAUAAUGCUGUGAAAUGUUAACUAUAAGUAUUUAUCUAAAAAUAAAAUUAUUGGUAAAUAUUAUAA
Sipha flava (yellow sugarcane aphid) is the source of this 814-nucleotide messenger RNA. It is a transcript of the gene MED31, whose product is annotated as mediator of RNA polymerase II transcription subunit 31. The record is from RefSeq and is a predicted model, not a curated record. Gene Ontology annotation, cellular component: mediator complex; core mediator complex. The transcript is spliced from 5 exons. NCBI's taxonomy places the organism in Eukaryota, Metazoa, Arthropoda, Insecta, Hemiptera, Aphididae. Gene Ontology annotation, biological process: regulation of transcription by RNA polymerase II. Gene Ontology annotation, molecular function: transcription coregulator activity. The coding region runs from base 185 to 655 and encodes 156 amino acids.